CGAAUCGAUGCAGACCCAGCUGGGUUUGUCUUCACCCAUCGAACUGUCGCGUCAAUGUGCGAAACAGAGCACAGGAUUGAGGUAUUCUGAUUGCGCAUAUUUUGGUGGAAGCCUGAGAACGGACGUCGCAGGUGUCGGGAAUGUGGGUGCAUCUAGGUUGAGGUAUUUUGUCGCAGUGGGAAUGUCUUGUGGGUCGGAAACUGGUUGAGGAGACGUGCUACCACUCUGGAUUGUUCGAAGCGUCAAGGGAUUUUUCCCGUGUUCCCAGACUAGGAAUAGAGUCUGAGAAGUUCGAUUUUUCAUUGCGCGUCUAGGGAGCUCCGUCUUAAACUACGAAGGAGCUAGGUUUGGAAGCGUUGUUGGGUUUGAGAAGAUCUGAAGUUGCCAAGAGGUAGGAGUAGCUUGUGCCUGUGAGACGGGCUCGCCAACAUGGCGAAGAACGGGAUUAAUAACAGUGUCGCCGUCGGCAUUGCUGUACAAUCUGACUGGGACAAUCGCCAUUUUUCGAGCUCCCUGUCGCUGAACGUCCGGCGCCUUUUCGAGUUCCUUUUGCAGUUUGAAUCGUCCACCAGGAGUAAGCUAGCAACCCUGAACGAGAAGCUAACGGUGCUGGAGCGUCAGCUGGAGUUUCUAGAGGCUCAGUUUAGCACUGCCAUUAACCCUGUCUAAGCUCUCUAACCAUCAUUUCAUGUGACCCUCAGGAUCUUGAAUCGCGUUUUAACUUUGAGAUAGAGAUGUACCUUGUGUACAGAACUCUCGUUUUUAACGGAUUUCUAGAUUGUGCACAUUUCUGGCAUAUUUUUUUCGAGCUCACGGAGUUGAAGACUUGUAUUAUGUAAAACUUGUAUUAGGUAAGCCUUGCAAUCUUAACUGAGUUUUAAAGUUUCGUUCAAUCAAGUUGAUAAACUUGAGCAUUUGAAUUCCAA
Molecule: messenger RNA, 926 nt
Organism: Physcomitrium patens
Lineage: Eukaryota; Viridiplantae; Streptophyta; Bryopsida; Funariales; Funariaceae
Product: protein BRICK 1
Biological process (GO): actin filament organization; regulation of actin polymerization or depolymerization; cell motility
Cellular component (GO): SCAR complex
Molecular function (GO): protein-containing complex binding
Source: RefSeq, a predicted model, not a curated record